AUGUCAUGGCAGGGUUAUUACGAAGAUGGUUGGAAGUCCGCCAAUCCGCAGAGAUGGAAGAACAAGGACAAGAAGCAGCCCAAGAAGAAGGACGAAGGAUUCCUGAUCUACGGUUACGAUGGCAAAAAAGUCAAAGUCGACGAGCCAGUUUCCAAAGGGCAAUCAUCGCAAUCAUCCUUGGAGUCAUCCUUGCGGGAGGAGAAUACCAAGCUCAAGAGGGCCAUGCAAUUUGUCAUGGAAAAGAUCUCCGAGAAGGACAAGGUGCCAGAAGAGUAUACCGAGCUUGUCAAGAUCAGCCCUCGAGAACUCUUGAAGCAGAAGCAAAGAGAGUUGAACGAAGAGCGAAAGAGCCUCAACCGCUUGUCCAAGGCAAAGGAGAACCUAGAGAAGGAAGAAUCGAGGUGGGAGUCAUGGAAGGAGCGUAUGGACCGUGGCUUUUUGCAGGAACAGAAGAGGCAUGCAGAGGCCCUGGCAGGCCUGAAAGAAGAGAUCAAGAAUAUCGAGCAAGAGGGAGACGACGAAGCGACUAUGGUCUCAGACUCAGACGACGAUUCGAAGGCUACCAUCAAGAAGCAGUUCAAGGAGAUCCAAGAAGGCCUUGUUGGCCUGACGGCCUAUACAGCAGAAUUGGAAGCAAAGAAUGUCGAAGAGGCGAAGGAGGAGGAUCCUUUCAAGAACCUCAAGAGCACCAUUGCUCCGCUCCCAGAGACAUGUCAGGCAAUUGUCUUGAAUACGAUCAAUGCCAAUAUCAAGGACUACCCUUCGAAAGCCGAGGUCAACAGAUUGAUCAAGGAUGUGAUGGUUGCCAAUGGCCUCAACCCGCAGAUGCCUGGUAUGGAGGAGCUGCAAGACAUAUAUGGCAAGUCUCCCAGCAGACCGCGAGCUCUUUGCCCUUUUGGUGCGAGGGCUGGCCCCUACGAGAAACAGGAGAAGCCUUUGAGUCCUCUCCAUGGCGGAAAGCAGGUGCAGAACUUGUUCAAAAGAGUGCUCUUUUUCCGGAUCCUUCAUCGGAUGAGCAAUCUCUUUACGGGGAUUUCUUCGAUGGUCAAUAUGCCUCUCGGCCUUGUGGGCAUAAUGCCGUUUCUGCAGAUGGGCGACUCUGCGAAGAAGGCUUUCGGUUGGAGCGGUAUGAAGAGAAUUUUUGUGCUGCUGAAGUUCUUACAACGAGCACUGCAGGAGCGAAUGACAACCAUUCUAUCUCUUCAUCGCGCUGCCAGCCUGCUCCGAGCAGUGACCUUGCUGUUCGUCGAGCUGACCAACCACGUUUUGAGGAACUCCGUUGCACAAGCCAAGAGUUUUCUGAUAGUGGAGACAACGAAAGUGAUACUAUCGAAUCUGACAUUGGUGAAGCGGAUGGUGAUCUUGUUGGCUUUGUUGAACUUGCUUCUUAUCGGAGCCGAUUUGAAGGUGCGAUACCAUACGCACCCUCCACCCCCUUUCCGUUUUGUUCCAAUGCCAAAAAUUGUGUCUCAUGGUUUGCCGAAGCGCCAGUUCGAUGUGGACGGCAUUGGAGGGUGA
This is a messenger RNA of Durusdinium trenchii, 1518 nucleotides long. NCBI's taxonomy places the organism in Eukaryota, Dinophyceae, Suessiales, Symbiodiniaceae. The record is from the annotation of a GenBank genome assembly.